UCCAAGAUACCAAAGGAAACGUGAAAGUCACACAGGGUGCUGUAAAAGCAAAAAGAUGUGGUUCCCACUUGUUUUGCUUCUGGUUGCUGGAAAUUUUCAGAUUUCAACAGCAUUGGUAAAACAAAGUUUUGGCAAAGUAAACAUCACUGAAAGCUCAUCCGAUGGUUUCUACUGCGAGACUGUCAAUUUUGCAACUCCGUUUCAAUAUGGUGGAACAAUCAGAGUUUUCCCCUCAUUGAGUCACGAAGAUCACCCGGGAAAUGAAAACGAGGCUUCGGUUGCUGUUGUUGGUUCCAUUGAUUGCUAUGCCUUCUCAGUCUGUCUCAUGGAACCUGCUCGGCCGACAGGGGAAAUGACCUUGAAUUGGUUUGCAUUCAGCGACAGUGUUCUACCACGGGGGGUCCUGACUGGGAGCGUUUAUUACAAUGCGUUCACAAGUGGAAGUACCUUUAGCGCUCCACCCAAAAUAUUUCUCAGCGUCCGACAUAGUGGAAAUACUAAACGGAAAGAUGUGAUGACUUCGUGGACAGAAGAUGUGACUGAAAAUCAUUUUCGAGUCUGCUUAAGAGAAAUGGUUUCAUUUUCUGGAAUUCAUCAGAAUCUUUAUGUCGAUUGGGUAGCAAUGGAAAAUACAUUCAGUCGGAACAUGACUGAUCUUGAUUCAAUAGGGUUCCUUAACAUCAAUCAACCUUCUUCUCAAGACAAUUACGCAUAUUGUCAGGUUCAAAAUUUUACUCGACGCUUCUAUGAGCCCCCAGCAGUUCUUGUCAGCGCCCACCGCCCAUUUUUACAUCUGACAGACCAAAACAUUGCCACGUGGGUUAAGGAUGUAAGUAUUACAGCGUUUGAAGUUUGCAUCAAAGAUCUUCCUGGAAUAAGCGGCCAACAUGAGCCAAUUAUCGUCGACUACGCCGCAGUAGGAGACCUUGAUCCAUGUCUGGACGUCACGUGUGAGAAGUUCGCAGUUUGUCGUGCGUUUGGACCCUACGAUGCACGUUGUGUUUGUGUGACAGAUUGCCCUUCGGUCGAACAAAAUGUCUGCGCUUCAAACGGACAGAACUUUACGAAUGUUUGUCUCUUUCAACUGGAAGUCUGCCAAACCAAGGCAAACUAUACAUACUAUCAUCACGGGAGUUGCAGAGGUUUCCCAUUGACAAGAGGCCGCAGACAUGUAACCGACGUUCUUCGCUGGUCAGACUCACAUUGCCAGACUGUUCAAUUUGAUCCUUUAACUUUUUAUCCCGACAAGCCUGUCCACGUGCAGAUCAGCGUGAGCCACGUGAAUGAUACGAGUAACGUACAUGACGCGGCGGUGUCAUGGGUAGAAAAUGUAAGCGAAAACAAUUUCACGUUUUGUGUCAUGGAAUCAGGAAGAAAUGAAGGUCCACCCCAUGGAUUUGCCACUGUUGAGUAUAUGGCUUAUCAAGGCGCUCCCAGCGGAGGGUUGGCAGGAGUAGAGUCAAUUCCGGAGUGGUGGACUGGAACUAAGUGCCAACGUGUGGACAUAUCUUUGGGAUCAUUUUCGUCCGCACCUACUGUCCUGGUUACUGCAGAACAUCAUCGACUGAGCCUCAAACACGACGCUGCCUCUCUGUGGUUGGAAGAUGUCACAAGCUCGUCAUUUAAAUUCUGUCUUCGUGAGUUACAAAACUUUGAUGGACCUCAUCAGGACAUCUAUGUUAACUGGCUAGCGUUCGAAACAAUUGAACAGCCGUUGUUCACUGAACACAGUUCUAGUUAUUUCGCCCAGUCAUCCCAGAAUCCUUUAUCAAUAACCAAUUAUGCCCAAUGCCAGGAUGUUCCUCUUUCCGAAAAUUAUACACAACCGCCAACAGUGCUACUUUCAGCAAAGCAUAGUUCAUCUGGAGGAAAUGUUAAUCCAAAACACAACGCGAUUUCUGCAUGGAUCGAGACAAUCACAACUUCUUCAUUCAAACUUUGUUUCAAAGAGCUGUACAGCAGCAAUGGCUAUGAUGCUGUAACGGUUUCCCAUGUUGCUUUAAGAGAAAUCUGUGACCCGGAUUGGGUAUACUAUAAAGGGUAUUGUUACCGGGCAGAAUCGGCGUGUGAAACAUGGACAACUGCUUCUGCGAGGUGCAUGGCUUACAAUUCAAAUCUUGUCGGAAUUGAAAAUGCUGAAGAGGACGUCUUUGUUCAACAUCUUCAUCAUGGUCGGCCAUCUUGGAUUGGACUUAAUGAUCAAGCAAAUGAAGGGGUGUAUUUAUGGACAGAUGGUGGACCUGUCUCGUACACACACUGGGCUCCAGGGAUGUCCACACCUUACAGUGAUGGAGAGGACUGUGUUGAAAGUUCGGGCAGAGAUAUGAAAUAUCACUGGCAAUCAUCAUCAUGUAACAACUGUCGAGAUUUUACUUGCAAGAAAGAUUACGAUGAAUGCAGCGAAAAUAUGAACACAUGCGACCAAAAUGCAGUUUGUACAAAUAAUGCAGGCUCCUAUACCUGCCAAUGCCGGAGUGGUUUUUAUGGGGAUGGUCAUGUAUGCACAGACAUCGACGAGUGCUCCAGUGGAACUCACACGUGCCACCAUUUGGCGAAUUGUAUCAACAAUGCCGGCUCCUACACAUGUCAAUGCCGCAGCAACUACAUUGGAGAUGGGCGCUACAGCUGCACAGCCAAUUGUGGAGAUCCAGGAUACCCACAGAGAGGAUACGCUGUUGGUUCGGAUUUCACCGAGGGUCACACGGUCACAUUCCGUUGUCAUUACACUGGUGAAUCGGUGGAUGGUGCUUUUUCUACCACCUGUUCGUCCAGCGCCACGUGGAGUCAAUCCACUCCUUCGACAUGUUUCUCCCCUAGUAUUCGUCUUACUUCAGGCAGUUGUGGAAGAGUUGAAGUUUACCAUCCGUCUUAUGGAUGGGGAACGGUGUGCGAUGAUUUAUGGGAUAUAAAUGACGCCAAUGUGGUAUGUCGUCAACUUGGAUACAAUAGAGCUAAUGGUGCGUAUCAAUCUGCCCACUACGGUCAAGGCACUGGACAGAUAUUGCUUGAUAAUUUACAAUGUACUGGUUCUGAGUCAUAUCUUUGGGACUGCCCUGCCUAUAUUGGUUGGGCCCGGAACGACUGUAGCCAUUCUGAGGAUGCAAGUGUUUCUUGCACCUAUUAAAAGGAUGCUUCACGCAAGCUAGAACACUAAAUUCGAUCGAAAGAUUGAUAACGUUUGAUUUUAAGGUACAGCAGUAAAAUUAUAUGGUAUGAAUCAAAUUAUAAUUGUAUAGUUAAAAUGAUCAAUUCAACGUGUAUUUCCAAAACAAUAAACUGAACUCUU
Dendronephthya gigantea is the source of this 3286-nucleotide messenger RNA. RefSeq lists its product as uncharacterized. Gene Ontology annotation, cellular component: membrane. Lineage: Eukaryota; Metazoa; Cnidaria; Anthozoa; Malacalcyonacea; Nephtheidae. The coding region runs from base 56 to 3124 and encodes 1022 amino acids. Gene Ontology annotation, molecular function: calcium ion binding; protein binding. The transcript has 18 exons. The record is from RefSeq and is a predicted model, not a curated record.